GACAAAACCGAAUAGAUUGCAUGAUGGCGCCAGUUGGGAAGAAUAGAGACUCACCGAGCUCCAAUAGAAAAGGAGGAAAAGAAAAGGCUCCGGCUGGUCUGAGUCGGAAGCAGCCCCGGCGUUGGGACACGCAUCAAUUUAGGGGAAGCCUCCAGGAGGGUCAAGGCUUUGCCAUUUGGAGAAAACAAAAGAUUCAACGUGCCUACAAAAAGUUACUUAAAAAGGAAAGACAUGUGAAUCCUCAGAAGAAUGUUGGGUAUACUGAAGAUUAUCCAGAACAUCUGAAACAUCUUUAUUUAGCUGAAGAGGAAAUGCUUCGGAAACAGCAGAAACCUAAACAUAAACCAGUAGUACUUGAAGAGAAGGAGACUGUAACUUCAAAGAGCAAUGUGAUUCAGAGAAAAUUUAAAGCAAAAACUUCAAACCAGAAAGCAAAAGCGGAUUAUGAAAAAAUAAAGACUGAACGAAAUGAGAAAAAAGAAGCAGCCCAAAAAAGAAGAGAAGAAAGAGAGAAAGCUCAAAAGCUUUAUAAACAGAAGAAAAUGGAAACAUACAAAAUAUUAAGUAAAAGGACUAGAAAAGGACAACCAAAUCUAAAUUUACAAAUGGAAUAUCUACUUCAAAAAAUUGAGGAAAAAGCAUAAUUUGUCAUAUUAUUUUAAAUUAUAGACACGAAAAAUGAUAAUAUGCACUGGUUAUGGACUUUUCUUUCUACAAUGGCCUGCCUUUAAAUUUUGUAGCGUCAACUCUUAUUAAGGUUUAUUAUGUUAUAAUGCAAAAUUAAUGGGGAUGCUAGAUUCACUUAACAACCAUGUCACUGCCGUAACAUUUAUAGUGAUUCACUUAA
Thamnophis sirtalis is the source of this 847-nucleotide messenger RNA. It is a transcript of the gene CCDC59, whose product is annotated as coiled-coil domain containing 59. Lineage: Eukaryota; Metazoa; Chordata; Lepidosauria; Squamata; Natricidae. The record is from RefSeq and is a predicted model, not a curated record. Gene Ontology annotation, cellular component: nucleus.